CAAUAUAAUGGACUCGCUCAACUUCUUGGAGGCUACUGGUCCGAAGAACCUGUAGCCCAUGUCGGCGUCAGCUUCUCUCAUCCAGGCCAUAUCACCCAAGUUCCAACUGAAGGCCGCGUUAUCCUCCUCUUCUUAUAUAACAAGAAUACAUAGCGCUUGCUUCCCUUCCUCAGCCCUUCGAUCUCCUAUCAAUCGAUUCACUCAUCGUUUUCUUAAUCUCUGCCUACCUUCGCCGUCAACAAUCGUCACUGAUUCGAUGGGAAGGGUGACAGAAACUGCAGUCUCUGACGAAGAAUCGGCGAUGGACGCCAUCCAGAGACGGCUAAUGUUCGAGGACGAGUGUAUUUUGGUGGAUGAGCAUGACAAUGUUGUUGGUCAUGAGUCUAAAUACAACUGCCAUUUGAUGGAAAAGAUUGAAAAGGAAAAUUUGCUUCACAGGGCUUUUAGCGUUUUCCUGUUCAAUUCGAACUAUGAGUUGCUGCUUCAGCAAAGAUCUGCUACAAAAGUCACUUUUCCUUUAGUCUGGACAAACACCUGCUGCAGCCAUCCUCUCUAUCGUGAAUCAGAGCUCAUCAAAGAGAACUUCCUUGGCGUCAGAAACGCUGCACAAAGGAAGCUGCUUGAUGAACUGGGCAUUCCCCCCGAACACCUCCCUGUGGAUGAAUUCAUUCCUGUCGGCCGCAUGCUUUAUAAGGCUCCUUCAGAUGGAAAAUGGGGCGAGCAUGAACUUGAUUAUUUGCUGUUCAUCGUUCGUGAUGUCAAUGUGAAUCCAAAUCCAGAAGAAGUUGCGGACAUUAUGUAUGUCGAUAAGGACAAACUGAAGGAGCUGCUGAGGAAAGCCGACGCCGGCGAGGAGGGCGUAAAACUCUCACCUUGGUUCAGGCUUGUCGUAGACAAUUUCCUGAUGAAGUGGUGGGAGCAUGUGGAGAAAGGUACUCUACAUGUGGCUGCUGACAUGAAAACUAUUCAUAAGCUCACAUGAAAAUUUAGGCUACAUUAUCUACUGCCUACCAAUCAUGAGCUGCUGAGGUUUUUGUUCAAAUUUUUGUUGUAUUGGUAUUGGGGAGCCUUAUUGGCUUGCUUUUUAUCUUUGCAUGCUGUUUUCUUUGAUAAUUUAAAGUGCAGUGAAUGUUUGUGGGACUAAAUUAUUUAAAAGCAUAUGUGCUUUUGGAGAAACAUGAAAGAUAUGUUUUUUUUUUUUUUGGAAAAGUUUUAUAAUAACAUCAUGAUAUGUUUUAUAUUAGGAUGGUGUCAUUGAUUUCAUGCA
This is a messenger RNA of Phalaenopsis equestris, 1267 nucleotides long. Its product is annotated as isopentenyl-diphosphate Delta-isomerase I. The record is from RefSeq and is a predicted model, not a curated record. Lineage: Eukaryota; Viridiplantae; Streptophyta; Magnoliopsida; Asparagales; Orchidaceae. The transcript has 6 exons. Gene Ontology annotation, cellular component: cytoplasm. Gene Ontology annotation, molecular function: isopentenyl-diphosphate delta-isomerase activity. The coding region runs from base 59 to 982 and encodes 307 amino acids. Gene Ontology annotation, biological process: isoprenoid biosynthetic process; isopentenyl diphosphate biosynthetic process.